This is a messenger RNA of Wyeomyia smithii (pitcher-plant mosquito), 3881 nucleotides long. RefSeq names its product H(+)/Cl(-) exchange transporter 5 (gene ClC-c). The record is from RefSeq and is a predicted model, not a curated record. The transcript has 12 exons. Gene Ontology annotation, cellular component: synaptic vesicle; membrane; early endosome. Lineage: Eukaryota; Metazoa; Arthropoda; Insecta; Diptera; Culicidae. Gene Ontology annotation, biological process: chloride transport; transmembrane transport. Bases 553 to 3198 code for a protein of 881 amino acids. Gene Ontology annotation, molecular function: voltage-gated chloride channel activity.
CAGCUGCUUAGUUGCAGAAAAACGUCAUUUCGUAAUUUCCUCGAACAGCGAAUUGUAAAGUAGCAGUAGUGCUAAAAUACUCAAAAAUAGUGUUUUGAAUUUACAUUACCACUAGAUAAAAAGCUCACUAUUUUCUCCUUGUUGUUCACAAAUGUGCAGUGUCCUUUCAAAGCUUUGGGAUUUUAAGUAGCCUCCUUCCAGAAGGAACUUUUUGGUGAUCAUUUGAGGUCCUUCAAGAAUAUCGCAUAGUAUAAUUCCUUUAUCAACAAAUAAAAAUUGAGAAAACUGUGUGUUUUAUUGCGUAUUGAAAAAAAAAAAUUGGCCAAUAUACAUUUUAGUUUACCACCUAUUGAGCAUACUUUCUCAAAGUGUUUUGCCGUUAGUGUAAACAUCGCCAUCCGCCCCUUGAGAAUAAGUGAUUUAGAAGUUUCAAAAAUUGUUUCAAUUCGAAGCCCUCGCAAUGCACUGUUCUAGCCCGAUUUUAGGUAGCUGAUUAGUGGUAUUCAAAACUCAAGUGAAACUGUUUGUGCUACUCGGAUUGCUGGAAGCGGAAUGGAAAAAUUCCCCCUGAAAGGAACGAAUCUUUCCACAUCAUCAACAGUGGUCGGCACCCAUCCACUAAGUGGAGAUCACCCUUCUUAUCAGGCGGUAAACCGAAAGACCGCAUCUUCACCAGCGAACGAGAAAAGUUUCAUAAAUACAACCUCACUUUCGGUAGCAUCGGACGACGAUAUGAUUGACAUUACGCCAGGCAGCGUAAGCAAUCCCAACUAUCAGUACCAUUCGACAUCCAAUGGCGGUGGCAAUCGAGAAGACGGCUUAGGAGCCAACAGCGAGGGCACUUUUGGAGGUAGUGGUUUGGGUGAUGGAUUACACGCGAGUAGUGACAGUGGUGUGCGGACUUCACCCACGCAUUCUCGAUUUGGACGAGAUUUUCACUCGGAUCAUGAAGGUAUCUCCUUUUCCGGGAUGACUGACACCAGCGAUGACAUACCAGGGAUCGGUCAGUAUGACGAUUUCCACACAAUCGAUUGGCAGCGGGAUAUAGCUCGUGACCGUAUGCGACACCGGUAUAUUGUGAAAAAACGGCAGGAUUCUUUAUGGGAUCUGAUAAAGGGAGCUCACGAUGCUUCGUCUGGAUGGGUCUGUGUUCUACUUGUUGGUCUUUUCACCGGUUGCGUUGCUGGUAUCAUCGAUAUUGGAGCCAGCUGGAUGACGGACCUGAAGUUUGGCAUCUGUCCACAAGCCUUUUGGCUCAACCGGGAACAAUGCUGUUGGUCAUCAAAUGAGACCAGCUUCGUCAGCGGUAACUGUUCACAGUGGUACACGUGGUCAGAGAUUAUUGCUUCGUCUCGCGAGGGCGUGGGUGCGUAUAUCAUAUCAUACUUUUUCUACAUUGCGUGGGCAAUGCUUUUCGCCCUGCUGGCGGCUUCUUUGGUGAGAAUGUUUGCACCAUACGCGUGCGGUUCCGGUAUACCCGAGAUCAAAACCAUUCUCUCGGGCUUCAUCAUCCGCAGCUACCUGGGUAAGUGGACAUUGAUCAUCAAAUCGGUAGGGUUGAUACUGGCGGUAUCAACGGGACUUAGUCUCGGCAAAGAAGGUCCGAUGGUACAUAUAGCAAGUUGCAUAGGAAACAUUCUUUCGUAUCUGUUCCCGAAAUAUGGGCGAAACGAAGCCAAAAAGCGUGAGAUUAUAUCGGCAGCAGCAGCAGCAGGCGUAUCCGUUGCCUUCGGUGCACCUAUCGGAGGAGUGUUAUUUAGUUUAGAAGAAGUGUCUUAUUACUUCCCUCUAAAAACACUGUGGCGAUCGUUUUUCUGUGCAUUGAUAGCAGCUUUCAUUCUGCGCUCGAUCAAUCCUUUUGGAAAUGAACAUUCUGUGUUGUUUUACGUGGAAUACAACAAACCGUGGAUCUUUUUCGAACUGGUGCCUUUCAUUGGCCUAGGAGUUAUUGGGGGUGUGAUAGCAACGCUUUUCAUUAAGGCGAACCUGUGGUGGUGCCGGUUUCGAAAAUACAGCAAAUUGGGACAGUAUCCUGUGUCGGAAGUGCUAAUUGUAACCCUAAUCACUGCGAUUAUUGCAUAUCCGAAUCACUACACCCGUAUGAACACUAGCGAACUAAUUUAUUUAUUAUUCAGUCAAUGUGGAAUAUCCAAUAGGGACUAUCUUUGUGACUACAAUCGUAACUUCACCGAUGUAAACUCCGCUAUUGAAAUCGCCGCUGCUGGUCCGGGAGUAUAUAAAGCUAUCUGGCUGUUAACUUUAGCACUGGGGAUGAAACUUGUAAUGACGAUAUUCACAUUCGGUAUGAAAGUGCCAUGUGGGCUUUUUAUUCCGUCACUGGCUUUAGGUGCUAUAAUGGGUCGAAUUGUUGGUAUAGGAAUGGAACAACUAGCUUAUCACUAUCCAAAGAUCUGGAUAUUUUCCGGAGAAUGUUCAACUGGUGAUGACUGUAUCACACCGGGAUUAUAUGCCAUGGUCGGAGCAGCUGCUGUUCUGGGCGGAGUAACGAGAAUGACCGUUUCAUUGGUCGUUAUUAUGUUUGAGUUAACCGGUGGCGUUCGUUAUAUUGUACCUCUGAUGGCCGCUGCUAUGGCUUCUAAGUGGGUUGGCGAUGCGUUAGGAAGACAGGGCAUCUAUGAUGCACACAUAGCCUUGAAUGGUUACCCGUUCUUGGACAGUAAAGAUGAGUUUCAGCAUACCACACUUGCAGCCGAUGUGAUGCAGCCAAAACGCAAUGAAUCACUUUCCGUGAUUACGCAGGACUCAAUGACGGUAGACGACAUUGAGACCCAGCUUAAAGAGACUGAACACAACGGCUUUCCGGUUGUUGUGUCGAAGGAAAAUCAAUAUCUCGUUGGGUUCGUUCUUCGAAGGGAUCUUAAUCUCGCUAUAGCCAACGCCCGACGCAUGAUUGACGGUAUCACGGGCCAAUCGCUGGUGAUAUUCACGUCAGCGCAGCCUGUACAAGGUUUGGGUCCGUCUCCGCUGAAAUUGAAAAAGAUUCUCGAUAUGGCGCCCAUUACGGUAACUGAUCAGACGCCAAUGGAAACGGUGGUCGACAUGUUCAGAAAAUUAGGUCUACGGCAAACGCUAGUUACACAUAACGGACGCCUCCUUGGUGUAAUUACCAAAAAAGACGUACUGCGACACGUCAAACAAAUGGAUAACGAAGAUCCCAAUACGGUCCUGUUCAAUUAGAGUAAUUGGCUUCCAUACACUUCUUUUACCCUAUACUUAAAGCUGUGCAACGUUUUUUGUUCUAAGUUAAUAUCGUAAUUAUAUUUUCAAUGACUUCGAACAGUUAAAAUUUCCCUGCGCAGACUGGGAUUAUUGAAUGAAUAUUCUCUCACUUUACAGGGUUAUAAACAGUUUUAAUUUUAAUAUUAAUACACUUAGUAAACCCUUAUGAACAGUAACCUACAAAUCCAAAUAGAAUUAUCUGAAAAGUAGUGAACAAAUGAUACAUAUUACAUAUAUAUUUCUGUUAUCGGAUUUAUAAUAGUUUACAAGUGCAUUCGAAUUAUAAUUUUGUAUAUGAAAUUAAAACAAAUUAUGUUGAUACUUUGAUGCAGGCUGUUUAUUGAGUAUUAGAAGCAGAUAGGCUGUAGAAACAACUCUGUUAGAGAAAUUUUAUACAAUGUUAGCCCAUUUUUGGUAUUUUGUAUAGUAAAAAAACGCAUCAAACUAGCCUAACAAUGUUGGGCGAAGUUUUGUACUCCUAUUCGCAGCGUCACCAGAGAUAACACAGAGAGUGGCGAAUUUCCAAUCAUUUGGAAUGUAUAAGAUCUGCAGCAGUAGCAUUAUUGGAACGAUAAGUUUAUCGGAAACAAGGUUGAGAAUUAUAAAAAAAAGAAAACAUAAUAAACUGUGUAUUUACGUAA